UUGUCCCUAACAUGUGAGCACAGCUUCAAUAUUAAAUCUGUAUUCAAUGAAUUAUUGAAUAGCGGAGUGGUUAGUAUCGUAAGCGGUGUAUUGAAUGAUUGUCGCGAGUGUUCCGUGCUCCGUCCGGUCCGCGUGGCACAAGAUUGCGAAGGCGCUGUUUGCUCUUUGGCGGAGGCCGCAUCGGGCUUUCGGUUCAGCGAGCCGUGCAGCGACCGCGCAGCCUCUCGGGUCACGUCCUCGGCCAAAUUGAAAUAUCCCCGUUACCCUGCCUUCCACUCCUCGCACAAGUUGCCUCCUCUCUUCAUAUAG
Messenger RNA from Danaus chrysippus (African queen), 309 nucleotides. Lineage: Eukaryota; Metazoa; Arthropoda; Insecta; Lepidoptera; Nymphalidae. The record is from the annotation of a GenBank genome assembly.